AAUAAUUAGUCGAUUUUGGAUUUGUAUAAUCGACUAAACCAUAUAAUGCUUACAUACCUGCAAAACAAGAUCGCGAAACAUUCGGGUGAAACACGAGAUGUAUUGCUGCGCCACAUUCUAAGUAUCCCAUUAUUCUUAUGUAUGAUUAUAUCAUCGAUAAUUCUAAAAUUGGACAUUCCUUUUGACUCAUACCAUUUCAGUCAAUCAGAACAAAGAAAGUUAAAUAAGGCUCAACGUACAGCUGAUAACCGUAGUUUCAAUUUUUGGCGCUUUUUCAUUAUGUAUAAUAAAUAAAUUUACACAUGCAUUUUGAAAAAAAAAAAAAUUUUUUUCAUUU
Molecule: messenger RNA, 337 nt
Organism: Rhizophagus irregularis DAOM 181602=DAOM 197198
Lineage: Eukaryota; Fungi; Glomeromycota; Glomeromycetes; Glomerales; Glomeraceae
Source: RefSeq, a predicted model, not a curated record